AUGCUGAUAUCGAACCGUGGAACUACCCUCGCAGGCUCCGAUAGUAUUCGCACUCGUCAUCGCACUGUGAUCCGCGAUGGCAAACUUGAGACACAGCGAUACGAAAAGCGUGUCCCGCGCGAGCGGCUCCACGACGAGCGAGAGGAAGGCUGCUCCAAGGCCGCAUUCAUCGCAGCUGCGUCCAACGGCCACACGCUGGUGCUCGAGUUCCUUCAGGCAAUCUACGCAGCCCUCGGAUCUGGGGCGGCGGAGCUUCUUGCCAGACACGGCCACCUCGAUGCAGUGACGUUCCUGACCCGUCAUUUCCUCGUCCGGCGUCCCGAUCUUGAGCCAGCUUUGGUGGCCGCUGCUGCAAAUGGGCAUGGAGGGUACCGGAUCCCGAUGGGGCUUUCAAUGCGGCGGCGGAAAUUGGCCACGGUGGUGGUCAAGCUGGCCAUGGACACUGCCAGUGCACUGACGGCGCGUCUGCAGCUGCGGUAUCCGUCGCUUCGGUCGGCCAAAGAUAUGUUCAAUAUCGUGCGGAAUGCCUCGCUGAAGACUUUCCGCAAGAAGAUUGUGGAUCUCCAUACCAAGAUCAUGAAGGAGCUCGAUCGCUCAUUUGACACGAGCAAGCCUGGGGUUUAUCUGCCCAAUUACAUUCCUGUGAUUUUCCAGGACGGAGCGUUCGGGGAAGCCUAUGGUGAGGACCGAACGCCAACGUACGUGCUGCUACCGGAAACCAACAACAACAAGGUGUUCCUGCUGCAACAGAUGCCGCUGCUGUAUAACUUCAUCGCCGAGAAAAGGAUGGUCACAGGUUCUGGAUACGAGAACCCGGCACCGAUGGAUACGUUUGUGGCGCUGAUGGAUAAGUUUUUCACCACCAGAGAGGUGACGGUCCCUGUGGUAUUUGCGUGCAUUGCUGGAUGA
Molecule: messenger RNA, 909 nt
Organism: Phytophthora sojae
Lineage: Eukaryota; Oomycota; Peronosporomycetes; Peronosporales; Peronosporaceae
Exons: 3
Coding region: 1-909 (302 amino acids)
Source: RefSeq, a predicted model, not a curated record